AGAUGUACCACUAUAUAAACAGUCGAACCUGCGCAUCUGUACUGACAAACAUAAACCAGGCCAGCUGAUCUCACUGAUAACUUCAAACCUCAUCAUGUCUGUCCCUGGAGCAUUCAGUGAGACAAAAGAUGCCACUAAGGAAACUCAGAAGCUCUGUGAUCAGGUGAAGCCCCAAGUAGAAGUGAAAACAGGGAAGAAGUUCAAAGAAUUUGUAGCUGUGAAUUACAGUGAUCAGAUUGUGGCUGGAAGAAACUUCCUCAUCAAGGUUCAUGUGGGAGACAUCCACUACAUUAUUCUGCAUGUCUUCCAAGCACUUGAUGGAGCAGUUGAACUGAAGGGUGCAUUGGACAACUGCACCAAAGACAACCCCCUCGUGCCUUUUUUAAACUGAUCACAUCGUCUGUUUCAAUGCUCAGCAACUCUUAUCAAAAUACUUGGUUCUGAAAUCAAUCUACACUGCAAAAUUCCUUUACAGUAAAGUAAUAGGCAAAUAUUUGGUGUUUCUAAAGAAUGAAUA
This is a messenger RNA of Thunnus maccoyii (southern bluefin tuna), 517 nucleotides long. Its product is annotated as cystatin-A-like. Gene Ontology annotation, cellular component: cytosol. Lineage: Eukaryota; Metazoa; Chordata; Actinopteri; Scombriformes; Scombridae. The coding region runs from base 95 to 391 and encodes 98 amino acids. The record is from RefSeq and is a predicted model, not a curated record. Gene Ontology annotation, molecular function: cysteine-type endopeptidase inhibitor activity. The transcript has 3 exons.